This is a messenger RNA of Linum trigynum, 2532 nucleotides long. Lineage: Eukaryota; Viridiplantae; Streptophyta; Magnoliopsida; Malpighiales; Linaceae. The record is from the annotation of a GenBank genome assembly.
UGCAGGAAGAAUUUCUUAUCAUUUCGAUCGAGUGAGUUUUGUUAUGUAAUGCACUUUCGUCUUUAUUUAUAGUAAUAAAUUGUUGUCUUUUGUUUAAAUUCGCUCAUUUUUUUUUUUGUAGCUCUACAACAGAGAAAUUUCUUGUCUUUUGUUUAAACAAAGUUGAAAGUGAAGAAUUACCAAUUGAAGUUCACUUGUUUGUUUCACAAAAUCAAUUCCAAGGUACUUCUGAGUUCUAAUUUGUAAUACUUGAUGAAUGGAAGUCUUGAUUUGUAUGUACUGAACUUAUUUGUUUGACAUUGUAACCGGUGUACGUGAAACUAUUUUAAUGUAAUUGUGUGAAUUUAGAGUAUUGCGUUGUUGACUUUUUGUUUACUUUAAAGUUGACUUUUCUAUUGUAUAAUUGAUUUUUUAUGAUAUCAUAAAGACACCCCCUUGGCCAAUUUCCUGGCUCCGCCACUGCCAAUACCAGGAUUGAAUGGCAAGCUCGUGAUGUAUUAUGCAGCUUCCCUGAAUCGUCCACAGCGAGAGAGUAGAUCAAUCAUACACGCAUAGUGUUCAGGUUUCAAUGCACUGGGGCUCCUGAUCCUUGCUUGGUUGAAAUGUGAGCAGCCAGCAUCGACAAGACCGGCAUGGUUGCAAGCCCACAGAACACCCAAAAGGGUGACAUCGUUCGGGUUAAAACCUGAUGCCACCAUCCUGUCAAAGAACAUCAAAGCAUCCUUCGCUCUUCCAUUCUGUGCAAGCCCACAAUUCCACAAAUCACAGCGUUCCAAGAGACCACAUUUCUGUCAGGAAGCUUGUUAAAGACCAGGAGACUAUCCUCCAUAUCCUCAAAUGCCCUUUGAGCUUCGUGUAUUGAAGCUAACUUGCCGUAAAAAUCUAGCAAUGCAGUCCCCACAAAGACUACAGAGUGAAGUCCCAUUCUCACAGCACCACAAUGGAACCGUCUCCCCAAUUCGAUGUCCUUGAUUGCGAUGGACAAUGGAAUCACAGUGAUUGCUUCUGUCUGGCUAACUCCCCAAUUAACUUUGUCGCGGUUCUGGCAUCUGGUAUGGGCAAUUGAACAAACAGUUGGUGGGCACUCGACCCUGCAGAGUCUGAUUCCAACACCCAGGUGCACGAGUGACGGUUACGAGAAAAAGUUCGAGACUUUCUGGUGAAAAGGAGCGACGGAGCCAAUCUGCAUAAAGCCAUUCCAAGUUUCGAAAAUGUGCAGACGGCGAUCACCUAGUCCUUCGUCGCCGGCUCCAUGUUUUGUUUCAGUUUGGACUUUGGACAGAUAUUGAACUGUCUAAAAUUGUGGCAAGGCUGACCCAAAUCGAAGCGAAAAGGAAAAUGGGCCAAAAGCCCGGAAAGUGAGUCUCCCGCUCUCAAAAUGAUUAUAUCAGCAACGGAGCAGAUGGUUUUCCAGCUUCCUUCAAUAGAAGACAUGAAUUUUCUGAGACUCCACAACCGUUGCUACCAGCCUCGAAUUACCCAUAUCGACCAACUUCCCCAUCAUCGUCACCUCUCUGCAACAAUCCAGUUCCCCUCGACGCAAAGAUCGAGCCUUAUCAGUUCUUCGACCAUUUCGUCACUCUCUCUGUCUAAACCCACCUUCAAGUUUUCGAGAAUCCCAAGAAUCAAUGCCUCGGUUGUGGAGGGGAAAGGGGAAGAGCGCCAUGAAGAAGGGUUAUCCAAUAAUGGAACGGAGAUGGAUUACUUGGCACCUGAUGGGAAUGUCUACCUCAAUACGCUGAGACUGGUGGAAUGCUCUAUGUUUGCUGCUGUCACUGGCCUCGUCUACUUUCUGAGCAAUUCCCUCUCAAUUGAGAAUUACUUUGGAUGCUUCUUUUCGUUGCCAAUUGUAAUAUCUUCACUUAGAUGGGGUGUCGCAGCAGGCAGAAAAACCAUGGUAGCAACUGCUAUGCUCUUGUUUGUACUGUCUGGUCCUGUUAAGGCAUUAACCUAUCUGCUGACUCAUGGCAUAAUUGGUUUGACAAUGGGCUCCUUGUGGAGGUUACAAGCAAACUGGACAGUUUCAAUAUUCUUGUGCACUAUAGCUCGGGCAACUGGCGCCAUGGGGUAUGUCUUUACGUCCUCGUUCUUAAUACGAGAAAACAUACUUGCUCUGAUUACAGUAAACAUCCACGCUUCUCUGAGUUAUGUGUUUGCUGCCACUGGCAUUAAUACCAUUCCAUCGAUGAACUUCAUAUACACAUUGUUUGGAAUUCUUGUGUUGAUAAAUAGCGGAUUCUUUGUGUUCCUACUGCACCUCUUGUAUUCCGUGUUUCUAACUCGCCUUGGAAUGAGGACUUUGUUGAGAUUGCCGACAUGGCUUGACAAGGGCCUGUGAGCAAUUGGCCUCUGCAGUUGUUAUCAGCAUCACAUAUUACAACCAUGAAUUGGCAUGUAAGACUGCAAAAGUAUGAUGUAGCUGCAAUUAUCUCACACUGUAGGUAGAUAGUUCUCCUUUUUCCCCUUUAAAGAGGCACAUCACAAUUCACAAGUACCUAGUUCGUUGUUGUAGAAGAAACUCAUGGAAGGAAG